Messenger RNA from Drosophila yakuba, 2851 nucleotides. It is a transcript of the gene Csp, whose product is annotated as dnaJ homolog subfamily C member 5 homolog. The transcript is spliced from 6 exons. The record is from RefSeq and is a predicted model, not a curated record. The coding region runs from base 12 to 845 and encodes 277 amino acids. Gene Ontology annotation, cellular component: type Is terminal bouton. Lineage: Eukaryota; Metazoa; Arthropoda; Insecta; Diptera; Drosophilidae. Gene Ontology annotation, biological process: regulation of neuromuscular synaptic transmission.
ACUUGCGAUGGAUGGGCUUUAUCGCACUCUGUCAGAAUGUGACCUACGCUGUUGAAGGAAUGUCGGAGGGAAGUGCAACUUCGCUAGCCAGCUCCGAGGUCUUACCUGAGUGUAGUCAUCAACAGUUAAUUCCAUAUGCUGACACGACAUCUGGCGACUCGCUUUACGAGAUUCUUGGACUUCCGAAGACAGCCACCGGAGAUGAUAUUAAAAAGACUUACCGGAAACUCGCACUCAAAUACCAUCCCGACAAGAACCCGGACAAUGUCGAUGCGGCUGAUAAGUUCAAGGAAGUAAACCGGGCCCACUCGAUACUAAGCGACCAGACGAAGCGAAAUAUAUACGACAACUAUGGCUCUUUGGGCUUGUACAUAGCGGAGCAGUUUGGCGAAGAAAAUGUCAACGCAUACUUUGUGGUCACGUCCCCGGCUGUAAAGGCGGUGGUUAUCUGCUGUGCUGUGAUCACUGGAUGCUGUUGUUGCUGCUGCUGCUGCUGCUGUUGCAACUUCUGCUGCGGCAAGUUCAAGCCGCCGGUUAACGAGUCCCACGAUCAGUAUGCACAUCUGAAUCGCCCCGAUGGCAAUCGAGAAGGCAACGAUAUGCCACCGCAUAUGGGACAGCCGCCACGCCUUGAGGACGUUGACCUCGACGACGUAAACUUGGGUGCGGGUGGAGCCCCCGUGACCUCACAGCCGCGCGAACAGGCCGGAGGACAGCCUGUUUUUGCAAUGCCCCCGCCUAGCGGAGCCGUGGGAGUAAACCCUUUCACUGGCGCUCCUGUAGCAGCUAACGAGAAUACAUCGCUUAACACAACGGAGCAGACCACUUACACGCCAGGUAUAUAAACAGUAGGUCCAGAAGUCAACCUCACAGCCAGCCUCCGCCAGUUUGGCAAUCCGACAAAACGUCUUUGACCAUCGAACUUGUUAUUGUGCAUAUAUCGAACAAAAAUAGUAAUCUUCGGUCGCUGGAUAGGUGGCGUAGGCAUUCAGUCUCCAAUCGACAUAUGCCGUCCAGCGAUCAGAUCAACACCUCCUUAGCAGUAAGCUCGGUAUUUUUUAAAAACUUCCUGUACAUGAGACCUUACACAUGCGCAGGCAUGAACAUGAGAUCCAUUAACAUAGACCUGCAUGCUGAAUCGCUUUUUCACACACUGCCCGAGCUGCGAGGCGACCAAUGGCUAGAUGGAUUGACUCAGCCUUGCGGGGUCUCAGGUCUGCGACAGCCGUACUCAAGUCCCCCAUUUUAAGUAACUCCUUUCAAGAUCGUUUUCAAAGCUCUCGCAAAUUAAAUUAAAUCUUUGUUUACCUUUUGGAUGAUUUUGGAUUGCCAUUGUUUCAUGAAUGAUUCAAGACAUAUAAAAUGAAUGUAGCUUAAGUUUGACGAAUUUUGAUUUUAUUGUUUGUUAUGCAACGCGUAAAUUUUGAUUUCAUUUCACUUAUCACUAUCUACCUCUCUCUCCCUCUCUCUUCACCUUUAGAUAUGGUUAAUCAAAAAUAUUAGUCGAGUGCUGCGAGCGAGUCAAAACCCGGGUGCUUGCGUACACUACACAUUCAGAUACAGACACAGAAAAUACAAGCCCCUAAAUUGUAACAGAAGAGAAGACCAGAUUUAUUUCAUAAAUAUUAGUGUUGUUUUUAAGAUGCGCGAUAUGUUGAAGCGAGUAAACAUAGAAACCAAUGUAUUUAUUUUAAGCCGUAGCACUUAGCUCUAAUUUUAAACAAUCGAACUUCGUGGCGGCCUCCAGACCAGUCAUGUUGACUUUGGUCCACUUCGGGCAAUCGAUUCACUAAUUCCAUUGUUUAAGCCAUGCAUCUAGCCUUGCAGCUAUACACAACUCGAAUCGAUAGACAAGCCGCGCAGCCACCAUCUAAAAACCAUGUUAAAAACACCGAAACAAACACGAAGCGGUGUAAAAUUGUAUAUCGGAAGUUAGUCUAGACAUUUGCUUGGCGAUCGGAUCCCUUCCGGCUUGGGAUUCAGCCGCUGUGGACAAUGAAUCCACUUCUCGCGAAGAGAGGCACUGUAAUUAUAUAUAUGUAUAUGAUAUGUGUAUCUAGUUUGCAUUUGUGUCGUCGCCUAGUCUAGCUUAAUUGUUCGCGAGAUUGUCGAUCACCGAUUGUUUCUGUUAAUUUGCACUAAAUUGUUAAAGCCAGAACUACUUAUGUAAAAAGGAUGAUUUGUCGAGCGACGCGCCCAGCAGAUUGCUCCGAUCCGAUUUUAAUGCAAAUGUAAAUACGAGUUAAACAAUUAAGCAUCAAACAGUCAAACAGAGGAGGACGAAGAAGGAGACACUGUGAAGGGCGAAAUAAUAAACGGAAAGAUAAAUUAUAUAACAGAUAUUAAUAAUCCCCUAUAUAUAUAUAUAUAACAAUUAAAUACGAGUAAUCAAAAGUUGAAUUGUAACCUCCAAAAGUAUUGCACAUAUGUAUGUAUUCAUAAUUUUUUCGAAAUUGAAUUGAAUCUUUAUAAUUUUUGUUUAAUUGUUAACCCGCUUUUAAUUGUAAAUGAAUGCGAUUAGUCCAGCAGUAAUUAACUUUUAUAUAAUAGUAUCCCAAUUUAAACCAUUAACAUCAAUUACUGCGGAUCAGCUUUGGGCCAGGAUAAAAGUCCUUGGGAUCUAGAUCCUAGGCUCCGACUUUCGAUGGUUCAUCAAUAGCAUGAACACGCAUACAUAUAUGAAAUUUAAUUAUUGAUUAAAUAUUACGGUCUUGCGUGUGUAUUUAUUGUUCGUACAAGUAAAAGCAAAAAUACUUAGUAAACUAAAUAUAAACCUAACAAUUGUUUCCAAAUUUCAAUUGUAUUCUGGUCUAACACAAAGAAGCCGAAAUAAAUUUACUAUACAAACUCA